AGUGUGAUAUUUACCGACGGUGCCCAGAAUUCACCCUACGGGGCUAGCGAGCUAACUUGCUAUUGCUAACAUGGAAACACUGAUAAACGAGUCCGCGAAUGAUUUCGAAGAAGAUGAUGUGGAUAACUCUGACAGAAGUAGAAACGGCUCUGGUGAAGAGGAAGAAAAUAAAGGUAGGAAAUGUGAUGACAUGGAGAAACACAAGCGAAAGAAACACAAACAUCAUAGCAAGCACAGAAAGCACAAAUAUUCGUCGUUAGAGGAAAAGGAACAAAGACACAAACACAGACACAAGCAUAAAAAACGCAAACACAGAGAUUCCUCCAAGGUGGACGGUGAAGACUGUCGCAAUGAGGAUAUAGCUGAUUUUAUCUCACUGAAGAGGUCCAGACUGGAUGACAUGGCAGCUUUGGAGGAUUUAGAGAAGCAGAGGGCCUUGAUCCAAGCAGAGCUUGAUAAUGAGCUGCUGGAAGGGAGAGUGCACUCAGGAAUGGGACUAAUACUGCAGGGAUACAACUCAGGCUCAGAUGAGGAUGGGGAGAUGCCAGAAGGGAUGUGUAAUGGGGAAGAGGAAAGGGACAAUAUGAAUGAGCCCUCUACGACUAAGGGGUGUCCAGUAGCUGAAAAAGCCGAAAGACUGGAUUCCUGGUGUCGAAGCAGAAGCGAGUCAAAAGAGAUAGCUGUGAAACAGGAUAAAUCACAUAAAAGAAAGAACAGGAAUGAGCCAGACACUGAUACCAAGGAGAGAACUCGAGGUCCAAGCCCAUCCCAGGAGAGGAGGUCAUCCAGUAGUGCUCAGCAGUCCAGAGAUGGACAUCAGAGGUCCAGAUCUCCUGGAACAUCCAGGAAACAACAAUCUGUAUACAAAAAUCCACAUUCACUUUCUUCAGAGACAGAACAGAGAAGUAAAAGGACCCCUUCGCCUUCAGCACCACAGCCUGGAAGCAGACAAAAUGCUGAUUACGCUAAAUCACCAGAGAAGAUGAGACGUUCCAGAUCCCAAGACAGACAUGGCAGACAGCCUGAGUCUGACCACAGACGGGACAGGGACAAGAUAGCAGUAAAGUCUCCAUCUAAGGAAAUCUCAUCAGGCAAGGAAAACAGAUCUCCCCGCAGAAAGCAAGACCAAAGUCCAUCUCGACAUAAAUCUUCUAACAGGGCCAGAGAACAUCAUUCUCCUCAGCAUCUUCCCAGGAACCCCAGUGGCGACCGAGGGUCCAAGCAAGCCUGCUCUGAGCCCCACAACAGAUCUCCAGCCAGGAGGGGUCGGUCUCGUUCUGCAGAGAGAAGACAGAGAGACUUUGAGCGUCAGAGACUCUCACCUGUCAGGAUGCGCUCCCGUGAUGAGGCAGGAGGGGGCAGAGGGUCAAGCCCCUCUCUGAGCUCCAGACGGAGGUUGAGCCGCUCCCCUCUAAGGUGUAGAUCCCGUUCCCCCAAGAGAUACACCAGUAGGCCAACUCCUCCCAGACGAAGGUCCAUGGAGCGGGAUAGACUGGGCCACAGGCAGCAACCACGCUCAGGAUCUCAGGAGAGACGAAGGAGAAGCAGAGAGAAAGAGGACAAGUUUAAGGGCAGUCUAUCUGAAGGCAUGAGAGCAGAACAGGAUGAAUCAGAUGAUGAAGUGCUGGAGGAUUUUGAUGUGGAUGAGGAGGAUGAGGAAGCUCUGAUUCAGCAGAGAAGACUUCAGCGCUUGGCAAUUGUGCAGAAAUAUAAGGAAACAAAUGACGACAAUAUUAAGUCAGAACCCGGAAGUCCUCAGAGUAGCCCCCGCAGCCGCUCGCCCUCGCCAGAUGACGUCCUCGAGCGUGUUGCAGCUGAUGUGAAGGCUUAUGAGCAAGAGAACCUGGACACCUUUGAAGCCAACAUUAAAGCCAAGCACAAUCUGCUUAGCCAGGAGAAAGAUGGGGCUAAUCCGAAGAAGCCAUCAGCUCCAGAUAUGUUCACGGAAUCAGAUGACAUGUUCGCUGCGUACUUUGACAGUGCAAGGCUACGAGCAGCAGGCAUUGGGAAGGACUUCAAGGAGAACCCCAAUCUCAAAGACAACUGGACAGACGCAGAAGGAUAUUAUCGAGUGAACAUCGGAGAAGUGUUGGACAAGCGUUAUGAUGUUUAUGGCUACACUGGGCAAGGUGUGUUCAGUAACGUUAUCCGUGCAAGGGACUUGGCCAGGGCCAGUCAAGAGGUGGCAGUGAAGAUCAUACGCAACAAUGAGCUAAUGCAAAAGACAGGCCUCAAAGAGCUGGACUUCCUGAAGAAGCUGAAUGAUGCCGAUCCUGAUGAUAAGUUCCACUGCCUGCGUCUUUUCAGGCACUUCUACCAUAAGCAGCACCUGUGUCUGGUGUUCGAGCCACUCAGUAUGAACCUCCGCGAGGUCCUGAAGAAGUAUGGCAAAGACGUGGGGCUCCACAUCAAGGCAGUGCGCUCCUACAGCCAGCAACUUUUCCUGGCUCUCAAACUCCUCAAGCGCUGCAACAUCCUUCAUGCUGACAUUAAACCUGACAACAUCCUGGUGAAUGAGUCUAAGACUAUACUGAAGCUCUGUGACUUUGGCUCAGCGUCCCAUGUUGCUGAUAAUGAUAUCACACCCUACUUGGUCAGCCGGUUCUACAGAGCACCUGAGAUCAUCAUUGGAAAGCCGUAUGAUUAUGGAAUCGACAUGUGGUCUGUGGGGUGCACGCUGUAUGAGUUAUACACAGGGAAAAUCCUCUUCCCUGGAAAAAACAACAACCACAUGCUCAAGCUCGCUAUGGACCUUAAAGGAAAGAUGCCCAACAAGAUGAUCAGGAAAGGCUUGUUCAAGGACCAACAUUUUGAUCAAAACUUGAACUUCUUGUAUACAGAGGUAGAUAAAGUUACUCAACGGGAGAAAGUCACAGUGAUGAGCAGCAUCAACCCCACUAAGGACCUGCUGACAGACAUGGUGGGUCGCCAGAGGCUGCCAGAAGACCAGCGGAAGAAGGUGGUUCAGCUCAAAGACCUUCUGGACCAGAUCCUGGUGCUGGACCCAGCCAAGAGGAUUAGCAUUAACCAGGCCUUGCAGCACCCCUACAUUCAGGAGAGAAUGUGACAACCUCUUCCAAAUGACCUCUGAGGACACAUGGCACGAAGUGCUCAACAAGUCAGCCAGCAAAAUGAUGGUUUUGUAUCUACAGACAUGACUCAAAAGAUGAAGAGACAUUAUUUAAGUAAUGCUAAAGCUUUCAUUUACUUUCUGAACAGCUAUGCCAUCUUGGCGUCAUUUUAAAUUUAUGAUGCAUUGCUAAAGUAGUCCCCCACUUUGAAUGACGUGCAGGGUGUUUCAAAAAGUUUAUUUUCAGUCGGUUUUGUUUUGUUUUUCCGUCCUCUCACUUAUGAUCUCUGCGGGUCAUUAGUCUCUGGGAAUGUUGCGAGGACAUACAUAUUUACAACUGUUCAGCAGAAAGUAGGCCUAAGGAUACUCAAAUGAUUGUAAAUUGUCCCAGUACUCUGAACUGCCCCUUAUUCUGUACAGAAUGUUGUCAGAUCAGCAUAAAUGCUGUCUAUAUCCACAUCUCCCUCAGGUGUUAAAGCGUGAGCGCACCCUGGUGCGCGGGCCUGUAGGUGUGUGUCUGCUGAAAUCGGAGCUCUUGAGCCCUACCUGAUCCCAUCUGCAGGAAAGGCCUCCUCUGUAAAGGCAGGUUGUGUUCCUCUAUUAGUACACUGAAGGUAAGCUUGCCCCUAUAAAAUUGCCAUCGUUCUUAUACGGUGCCAAAUGUUUUGGCCAGAUGUCCUAAAACUCAGAAAUACUCAUGCUCUGGCAGCUCUUAGAAUGCAGAGACAAGUGGACAUCAGCCUAAACCCUCUAUCUCUCUGUGUACUGGAAUUUCUCAACAUUGCUUCCAGAAAGUUCAAUCUUAAACGCAAAAAAAGCUCUUGCUUAAACAAGUAUGGAAGGAAUUCCUUAAGUGAGUCAGUCACAGUUGUUGUUGAGGGUAAGGGGGGGAAAAAAUCUGGAAUUUUAUAACAGAACAGGCACCUUCAGUGUACUGCCUGUGACAGUAAAUGCACUGUUUGACAAGAGAAAUGUUUGUGCUCUCUAAGUGCACAUGUACAAGUUUCAUUGUUUUCAUUAGUGUUCUUUCAAGGUGUGCAUGUGUAUAUCAAAUGCUGCACUGUGUACUUGUUAUAAGACCUUCGUUGUGUCCUUCUGCUGUUGUCCUUUGUUCUGACGUGAUGUUGUCUUUUGAUACAGGGGUAUUCCUCAUCUGAUCUAUGAAUCUGCUUGUUUUGAGCGGUAAUUGCUUCUUUAUUUCAUAUUGAUUUAUUGUUGGACUCAAACAGAUAAAGACACCGAAAGACUAGCUCAUGCUGGAAAUAUUCACCUUGUAUAUUAUUUUUUGCAAAUAUGUCUCGCCCUGCAUGUUAACAACAAGCUUGUAUUAAUUGUAAAUUCACAAUAUGUUAUCGUAAAAUAAAAAAUAAAGAUGUUUUGUGCUGGAGGAAAACUAACAAAACCUGGUUAUAGACCUCUAAAGAGUUCUGGUUUGUAUUUGAUACACCCUGAGGCAGGUAGUCUUAGUUAUCAUAGUUUAAAGUGAUGGCUUAUUCAGUGUUUGAUUGGAGGCUUUACAUUUUUUUGGUUUCACUAACUGCUGUUUGUGAUGUUUCUCCCACUGUUUCUCCGUGGAUGCUGUGAGAGAGAGAGAUUUUAUUCUCCAGCCAAAGGAGGCUCUUCUCUGUGCACCAUCCUCCAGCCUGCCUCUGCUUUCAAAGAGACGAGACCUUCACAAGAACCCCUUACCCAGGUCACUCCUAAAGGCAUGUGUAGCUUCACAGCAAUACAGAGAUAAUCAGAGAUUAACUGACAUGAAACUGACAAAAUUGAUGCUUUCUGUCUAAUUUGAGUGUAGUUUCCCCCUGAGGCCUCUUUUAAAUAGAUACGACAAUACUUACUGGUAUUUGGGAGGUCGGCCACUUUUUUACACUGCAGAAGUACUGCAUAUGAGUUGUCAUUUUUUGCAGGGAAAUUGCAGCAAGUGUUGUGAAAGGGGAUAGACUUGUAAGUUGCGUAAUGUCAAAGAAAACAUGAAGUAAGCAUGUUUUGCAACUUGUCUAGCACUAGUAACAUCAAGAGUAAAUCAUGUAAUAUUUAUUAACCCUUUACUGCAUGAAUAAUGAUUUUUUUCUUACUAAAAAUGUCCUAAUAAAAAAAAAAAUAUUCGGGUGGUACACUGCAUUUUGUUACAUGCAACAAUGAAAUAGCAGUCUGCAGUGCAAACAAUGGGAGUAAACCAAUGCACCGCCAUCAAGCAUAGUUAUAUAAAUAAAAACUAUAUAAAUAGCUUUAUGCAAUGUGUGCAGUAGCAGUAUAUCCAUUUUCUACUAUUGUAUGCAUUGCAGAUUGCAGUUCCAUUGAUGCAUGUUGUUGCCAUACGACAACAAUUAUAUAUAAGACACAGCAACUAAACCUGUGAUAUUUAUGAGAAAGAAUUGCAACUUUCUACAGGUUUUAUUUCAGUUUUUCUUGAAGUUGAGGUGUAUACAUGUUGACUACUGCACACACUUUAAGAGUCCCUCAGCAGCCAGGGCUCACCAUGUGAUGUAUGUGUGAAAAAGUACAGAUUGCAACAGAAAGGGACAUGAUCAGCAAAAAGUAUAUACAGCCUUCAGUUCCCCAAAGAAAAAUAUUUUGAUAUUGUAAUCAGGCAAAAAAAAAAAAUACUGUUGUCAUAUGGCAACAUAAUGCAGUAAAGCGUUAGCGAGUUUUGGGCUUGCUUUGUUGUAGAUCCCUAAAGCUUACCCUUUUUUUGAAUUUGGAUAUAGAUGGGCAAAAGUUGGAAUAUAAGGAACUACAAAACAUUAUUUUGCAGUAUACAGUUGAAUAUUUGGAUGUACAAUCAAUCAUAUUACUGAACGGCUAUGAGGCCAGUUGUCCUACUGAUUAACACUUUUUUCAUAUAUAUAUAUAUAAAAAAAAAUCUGAAUUCAUUAGCUUACUGUCAGAUGUUGAUGGAGAAUGUUAAUUAAAGUAGACCACUUCAAAGAUUUAUAAAAUAAAAACUGUAAUUGGAAUCUAUUUUCAUUUUAGCUGAUUAUUGGCCAUAUGUAUGGCAUCACUUUCUGAAGAAGUAAAAGCCUCAGUAAUGGCUUUCAGCUUAAAAAUGGCUCAGUAAACCUGGGAAGGCUGAUGUUUGUGUAUUGCUUUAUGGUGUUUCAGGAUCAUGUAGUCUUGACUGCAACCACUUUGUAGGAAGAUACUGGUUUAUUUGUUCUCUGUAUUUUAGGU
Messenger RNA from Colossoma macropomum (tambaqui), 6244 nucleotides. RefSeq names its product pre-mRNA processing factor 4Ba (gene prpf4ba). The record is from RefSeq and is a predicted model, not a curated record. Lineage: Eukaryota; Metazoa; Chordata; Actinopteri; Characiformes; Serrasalmidae. The coding region runs from base 71 to 3067 and encodes 998 amino acids. Gene Ontology annotation, biological process: peptidyl-threonine phosphorylation; mRNA cis splicing, via spliceosome; peptidyl-serine phosphorylation. Gene Ontology annotation, molecular function: protein serine/threonine kinase activity; ATP binding. The transcript has 15 exons.